UCUGGGCAAGGGGUGGGGGUUGUUUUCAGGGUUUAGGGAAGGGGGAGCGGUAAUCGAGGGCUAUGGAUGGUAAUAAGGAGAUUUUUAGGGUUGGGGGAAGGCGGAGGGGCGGUAAUCAGGGGUCAGGGAAGGGGAGGAGAUGUGUUUAGUUGUGGGGGAAAGGUAGAGGGUGGGUUUUCAGUGGUGGGGCUGGGGAAGGGGUGGAAUUUCUGGUGGUGUGGAUGGGCUAAAGGGGCUGCUAGAGGUGGAAAGGUGGUAAUUUAGGGUUUAUUUAAUUAACUAGGAUUUAAAAGCCACUAAUUAUAAUUUGGCUGGAAAAUGAUGUGAUUAAUAAGCUUAAGUGACCAGUAAAGGAAAAAAGGUAGUAAUCGGUACAAUUAAUCAAUUUUAGGGUAGUAAUUAACGACUUUUUUUAGGGGUAGUAAUUGUCAAAGACCCUCUUUUUAAGAUAGUAGUUGACAAAUUUUCCUUGAAUUAAUAGGCUUACAUAAAUCCUUAACGCGUCUAUUAAAUGUAGCAAAAGAUCUUUUGCCAACAUUUACUUCAUUACUUGAGAGUUACGAGUACAUUUUCACCAUAUUCCCAAUUAACUUUUUUUUUUUUUUUUUUUUUUUUUUUUUUUUUUUUGUUUUUUUGUUCCCACUUAUGGAGUACAUUAUUUAUUAUUAAACACAUGGAAAGUUGAGGUUCAACAACAGUUUUUUGACAACCCUCUUAAUUCAAAUCAAAUCUUUUUCAUAACAGUCCUUUUUCCACCCUCAAUCCCAAAAUUUAGUAGCCGUUGUACCCCUCUUCUUAAAAUUAAAAUUGUACACAGUACCAAUACUAUUUAGUCAAUCUAAUUAAUCAGACAACAUACAAACUACAAAAAACCCCUCAAUUUCAUUAGAUUUGGUAACCCCUUUUCUAUAUUUAAUCCACUCCAAACUUCCUUUUUCUUUAAAUAUCUGGGGUUUUCUAAGAAAUUUCCUUUUAUACAUUACUUUUCAUCAAAUUUCUCCCCUUUUCUGGGUUUUCUCUGCAUUAUCUGAAUUCUGAACUGGGUUUUUUCUACAUUUGCUAUUCAUUUCUGGGUUUUUCUUAUUAAUCAAAAACCACCCAUUUUAAAAGUAAGUUUUUAGCCGUUGUGUACAAAUUUUCAGUAUUUUUUUUUUUUUUUUGGAUUUUUAAAAUGUUUAAUAUUGAAGUAACUGGUAAGUUUUUAUUGGAUUCCAUUGAUAUUUGUAACUUAUAAGUUGAAAAAUUUUCCUUCCAAUUCAACACAUUACCUUCACGAUCUCCAUAUUUUUUUGGGGAAAACAAAAGUUGGAAAGAGAAUAAUCCCAGAAUUCUCGCCGACUCAUUGAGUCACCGACCCACUCACUUCCUUUAUAUAUAAACCGUUUUCUUGUCAAAGUCUUUCCUCAUUAAUUCUCAGCAAGCUAUUUUUUUCCCCUGAAUUUUUCAGUAAAACCCACAAAAAAAUUACAUUUUUAUUCAGUUCUCACAUUUUAUAUUGUUUUCUACAGAAUUUCAGAUUUAUUCAACCAAUACCCACAUAAAAUAAAAAAUAAAAUACCCAUUAAUUUUUCAAUUGAAAAAAUGUGGGUUAAUUCUGCAAGUUAUUUGAUGAUUUGGGUAUUAUCAUUACUGUUAUUGAGUGAUAACAGUAAAGUUGAAGGGCUUGGAGUUAAUUGGGGAACACAAGCCAAUCACAAAUUACCUCCAAAUACAGUGGUACAAAUGUUGAAAGAUAAUGGGAUUCAAAAAGUGAAGUUGUUUGAUGCUGAUGAAUCUACUUUGAGUGCUUUUAGUGGUACUAAUAUUGAAGUUAUGGUUGCUAUUCCUAAUGGUGAAUUAAAUGCUAUGCUUGAUUAUAAACGAGCUCAAAAAUGGGUUGAGAAGAAUGUCACUCGCUACCAUUUUAGAGGCGGUGUUAAUAUCAAAUAUGUUGCGGUUGGAAAUGAACCUUUUCUAAAAUCUUACAAUGGCACAUUUGAGAAUGCUACUUUGCCCGCCCUGAAAAAUAUUCAAAAUGCUCUUAAUGAAGCCGGAGUAGGAGACAUUGUAAAGGCAACUGUGCCCCUAAAUGCUGAUGUCUACGAGUCUCCACAGGGAACUCCUGUACCUUCAGCUGGAAGAUUCAGACCUGAUGUAGCUGAUCUCAUGACCCAGAUGGUCCAGUUCAUGAGUCAAAACAAUGCUCCUUUCUCCGUCAAUAUCUACCCUUUCCUCAGUCUCUAUGGUAGCGUUGGUUUCCCAGUUGAUUAUGCAUUCUUUGAUGGGGGAGCUGAACCUAUUCAAGAUAAUGGGAUCCAAUACACUAAUGUUUUUGACGCCAACUUUGAUACAUUGGUUUCGUCCUUAAAAGCAGUAGGGUUUGGGGACAUGCCAAUAAUUGUCGGGGAGGUUGGAUGGCCCACGAAUGGUGAUGUUAAUGCCAAUAUUAACAAUGCUAUCAGAUUCUAUCGAGGCCUACUGCCUAGACUUGCAGCUAACACUGGUACUCCUUUGAGGCCUGGAAAUAUAGAGAUGUACUUGUUUGGGCUCCUUGAUGAAGAUGCAAAGACUAUUGCUCCUGGGAACUUUGAGAGGCAUUGGGGAAUUUUCAGGUAUGAUGGGCAGCCGAAAUUCCCUAUGGAUCUCACAGGCCAAAACAGGGAUGUCUAUCUUGUUGGUGCAAAGGAUGUCAAAUAUCUCGAGAAUCAAUGGUGUGAAUUCAACCCGAAUGCUAAGGAUAUGAGUAAACUGCAAGAGAACAUGAAUUAUGCUUGCACUUUUGCGGAUUGUACACCUCUGGGGUAUGGAUCCUCUUGCCAGAACAUGGACACCAAUGGGAAUAUUUCGUAUGCGUUUAAUGUGUACUUUCAGACCCAGAAUCAGAAUCUUGAGGCCUGCAACUUCCAAGGCCUGGCUAGGUUAACUAUGAAGAAUAUCUCGACAGAUACUUGCAAUUUCACCAUUCAGAUAGCCUCCUCUGCUCUGAGGAUUGCUGUACCUGCGGCUUUCUCUUUGAUCAUCACCGCGCUGAUGUAUCUAUUCCUUUGAGUUCGAUCUUGUGGAUAUAAUGAUUCUGCCAUUCUUUUGCUUUCAUAUGCUUGGUCUGUCUGUUUCUGUAUUCUGAGAUUUUGAUACUAGAAUAGAACUUCAUAGAUUAUUUUUUGAUGAUUUAUAUAGAACGUCAGCUGCAGAUAGUUUUUACCAUGAUAGUGUAAUCUGAGUUGACAAUGUGACAGUUGAUUACUCAAUUUCACAUGCUUCAGUACAAUAGUAUAUUUUUUAUACCCGUUUGUUGGGUUGAUGAUCAAUUUCAGUUCCAUAUUCAAAGAAUUAUGAUCGUUACUAGUUGAUCCUAUAAAUUUGUUUCUGAAUAAAAAAUA
Chenopodium quinoa (quinoa) is the source of this 3359-nucleotide messenger RNA. Its product is annotated as glucan endo-1,3-beta-glucosidase 8-like. The transcript is spliced from 2 exons. NCBI's taxonomy places the organism in Eukaryota, Viridiplantae, Streptophyta, Magnoliopsida, Caryophyllales, Amaranthaceae. The coding region runs from base 1582 to 3027 and encodes 481 amino acids. Gene Ontology annotation, biological process: carbohydrate metabolic process. The record is from RefSeq and is a predicted model, not a curated record. Gene Ontology annotation, molecular function: hydrolase activity, hydrolyzing O-glycosyl compounds. Gene Ontology annotation, cellular component: plasma membrane.